Peronospora belbahrii is the source of this 1482-nucleotide messenger RNA. The record is from the annotation of a GenBank genome assembly. NCBI's taxonomy places the organism in Eukaryota, Oomycota, Peronosporomycetes, Peronosporales, Peronosporaceae.
AUGGCGCACGUUGCUGCUGUCGCAAUGCCACACGUUGUAUCAGAUGAGACGAUCGCACGUGCGGAUGCAUUAAAAGCGCAGGGUAAUGAAGCAUUAGCUCAUUUUAAAUAUGCAAAAGCUGUUGAAUUGUAUUCAAAGGCCAUUGAGCUGGCUCCUACUGCGAUCUUUUAUGCCAAUCGUGCGGCUGCACACGUCAAGAGCGAGAAUUAUGGUCUUGCUAUUGAUGAUGCAUCCAGUGCGAUUGAAUUGGAUUCAACAUAUGUGAAAGCUUAUUAUCGACGUGGAUCAGCACAACUAGCACUGGGACAUCAUAAAAAAGCGGUCAAGGAUUUUCGUCUAGUGGUUCAUAUGAAACCACAAGAUCGCGAUGCACGUGCAAAGCUCAAAUUGUGUGAAAAGAUCAUUAAGGAAGCGGCAUUUGCAGCUGCGAUACAAUCUGAACGCAACUUGCCACUCUCUGAGACUAUUGAUGUUAAUUCAAUGGUGGUGGACCCCUCCUACGACGGCCCGCUUCUUCCUGAGGAUACGGCGCAGACCAAGCCUGACUUUAUUGUAGCACUAAUAGACCGCUUUAAGCGUGGGAAGCUGCUACAUCGCAAGUUUGUGAUUCAAAUUUUGCUAAAGCUCAAGGAGAUGAUGUGUGCUCUGCCGUCCUUGGUGCACAUUUCGCUUCCGUCCGACGACCCGGAUGCACACUUCACAGUGUGCGGUGAUACGCAUGGUCAGUUCUACGAUGUGUGCAACAUCUUCUCACUGAAUGGGCUACCGAGCGAUACCAACCCAUAUUUAUUCAAUGGCGACUUCGUCGACCGAGGCUCGUUUUCAUUUGAGGUUGUCAUGACGCUCUUUGCCAUGAAAGUCAUAUAUCCGCAGCACGUACACUUGCUGCGUGGUAACCACGAGUCAAAGAACAUGAACAAGAUUUACGGCUUUGAAGGCGAGGUGAAGCACAAGUACGACGAGACGGUCAUGCAGCUCUUCACGGAGGUUUUCAAUUGGCUCCCUCUUGCCGCCGUGAUUGAAGACAAGGUGUUGGUCGUGCACGGUGGUCUUUUCAGCGAGGAGAAUGUAACGCUUGCUGACAUUGAAAAGAUCGACCGUAACCACGAGCCACCUGAGAGUGGACUCAUGAGUGACUUGAUGUGGAGCGAUCCACAGCCUUUUCAGGGUCGCGGUCCUAGCAAGCGUGGUAUCGGCCUCUCUUUCGGACCUGAUGUCACCAAAGCCUUCUUGGAGCACAACAAACUUGACUUGUUGGUGCGCUCGCAUGAGGUCAAGGAUGAGGGAUACUUAGUUGAGCACGACGGAAAGUGCAUUACAGUAUUCAGUGCGCCAAACUACUGCGACCAGAUGGGCAACAAGGGCGCGUUCAUUCGCUUUGAAAAGGACAUGCAGCCCCGAUUCACGCAAUUUGUUGCAGUGGAGCACCCACCAAUUCGCCCGAUGGCAUAUGCCGGAAAUAUGGGCGGUAUGUUCGGCUAG